Molecule: messenger RNA, 2703 nt
Organism: Cuscuta campestris
Lineage: Eukaryota; Viridiplantae; Streptophyta; Magnoliopsida; Solanales; Convolvulaceae
Source: the annotation of a GenBank genome assembly
AGGAAUCAGACUUGAAAGACCGAUUUGCCAAAAAUGAAAAAGGAAAGUAGCCAAAUUAUUUUUUUUCUCUUCUUUGUUUCUUAGAGCGAACCCUAGGGGUUUCAAUCGUCCAGAGAGAGCUGCUGCAUCUUCGCCGGAAACCGGAGGCCCCUUUUCCUUUUCCGAUCUUUCUCGGCGCUGUGUUCAUUUUCCAGGUUGAAUGUCGGGUAUUCUUUUUUUUGAAAUAUAUGACGGGACCUGCCAGGAUUGAAGAGAAGCUGGAAAAGGAACGGAGCGAGCUUUGAGAUCUCGUAAUAUCUUUGGUGGAACACCAUCAAACAUUUUCUCGUUACAUUUCCAAAUAAAAGGAUGUGCAUCAAGCACAAAGGGGCGGAGUAUAUAGAUAUACUUAGGUCCGAGAGAAUUUAGUUGCAUAGCAGAAAGUCCAGAACAUUGUUACAGAAGUAUCUUUGGCUUUUCGGAUGGCUGCUGAUCCCUCACACCAUGGAUUGCAUGAUACGGGAAGUCAAGAAACAAUAGAGGAAGGUGGUGGCAGUUGGUAUUUCUCCAGGAGAGAGAUUGAAGAAAAUUCUCCUUCUAGACAAGAUGGCAUCGAUUUGAAGAAGGAAACUUACUUGCGGAAAUCAUAUUGCACUUUCUUACAAGAUUUGGGCAUGCGACUUAAAGUGCCUCAAGUGACCAUUGCUACUGCAAUUAUAUUUUGUCACCGUUUCUUUCUUCGUCAAUCUCAUGCCAGAAAUGAUAGGAGGAAUAUUGCAACUGUAUGUAUGUUCCUUGCUGGAAAGGUUGAAGAAACACCUCGACCCUUGAAAGAUGUGAUACUUGUCUCGUAUGAGAUUAUUCAUAAGAAGGACCCGGCAGCAAUACAAAGGAUUAAGCAAAGGGAAGUCUAUGAACAACAAAAGGAACUGAUUUUGAUGGGGGAGAGGGUAGUUCUUGCAACACUUGGUUUUGACCUUAAUGUGCAUCAUCCAUAUAAACCCCUUGUUGAGGCUAUUAAAAAAUUCAAGGUUGCCCAAAAUGCACUUGCUCAAGUUGCUUGGAAUUUUGUUAAUGAUGGGCUUCGGACAUCUUUAUGCUUGCAAUUUAAGCCCCAUCACAUUGCAGCAGGUGCCAUUUUUCUUGCUGCGAAGUUUCUCAAAGUUAAGCUUCCACAUGACGGUGAGAAGGUUUGGUGGCAGGAGUUUGAUGUCACCCCACGUCAAUUGGAGGAGGUAAGCAACCAAAUGCUUGAACUAUAUGAACAGAACAAAGCACCACCUUCUAAUGCCAAUGAAGCAGAAGAAAGCCCUGCUGUUGCGGGUACUCAGAGACCAUCGAAUGUUUCCUGUGCUGAUGAAGACCAGAUCCUGAACAACAAUUCUCAUGGUGGCGGUGCUGCCACAUCAUCGAAGUCAGGGAUCUCCAAAGCCUCAUCCUCUCAAAAGCCAAUUCCCGAUCAUUCGCAUGCCGAUAAUCAUGGUAGGGGCAGUCAAAACCGUAGCAAUGACUACGCAAGUUCUGAAAAGAGCAUUUCAGACCGAUUCAGUGAUGUCGGUGAGAUCAGCGAUCAGCAGAACCGUGAAAGAGGACUGUCGUUGCCUUGCCAUGGGAAUGGGGAAGAUGAGCUAGUUGAAGGAAAUUGUGGGAGAAUAGAACAAAUGAAGGACAAGCUGCAUGUUGGUCGGGCCCUGGAACCCCACCACAAGGAAGGGGCUGCAGUUGGCCGGUCUCCACAAGAGGUCAUCAAGAAGAUAGACAAAGACAAAGUCAAAGCAGCACUCGAGAGAAGCCGGAAGUCCCGUGGGGACGCAGCUAGGAAGGUCGAUGUUCUGGACGACGAUGACCUCAUCGAAAGAGAAUUGGAGGACGGGAUAGAGAUAGCCGCCUCGGAUGAUGGUGAGAAGGGGAAAUGGGAAAGAAGACAAAGUUGGUCCAAGUCUUCAAACGGGGCAGAGCACGACCAAGGAAUGAUGACGAAAGGUGGGGAGGCGGCACCCAAUAAUGUGGAAGAAGGGGAAUUGGGACCUUUUGGGGAUGCUGCCGACAAGGGGGCCCACCAUUCGCCCAAGUCGGUUAACCGUAAGCGGAAGGCAAGUCCCCCUCCCGCAGAGGGAAAGCAUCGUCACGAACACCCAGCAACACACAAUCACUCACACCACGACUUCCCGGAGGACAGAAGUAGGAGCGGCAAACUCGUCGGGCAUUCAGAAAGGGACAACAAAAGGCACCUCCAGGAGAAUCACACGUAAAAUGCUGUCGUCUUCGUAGGUUAGUACAGAGGGAGCAUCCUAGAAAUGGUCGGUCGGUCGAAGCGGCAACGUUCUACUGAAGUGGUUUGUGUUUUUUUUGGGGGGUAAAAACACUGUCCUGGCAAACCUCAUCACAUCAAAUUCUGAACUGGUCUACUAUUAUUAUAAGGUUUGAUGAGAAAUUCUUCUGACUCUUGGGGUGGGUGCUGUGCAUUAUUAGUCUCCCUGAUUUCACAUGCUACAACAGCUUAAAAUCCUCAUUUGGUUGUCACACACAAAAUCUAUAUAUCCAUAGAAUGAUUUUUUUUUAUUAAAAAAAGGUGUAAAAUUAUUGUUUUUCUUGGGAUUUGGGAACUAAUCCAUCCUCCCCCACACCCAUUGCUUUUUAGUCCCUGCUCUUCAUACAUGUUGGGAAUUCUAUGGAUCUGUUGUAUUUUAUUGAUGAGGCUUAGAAUAACAUUUUGGAUCCUUU